Molecule: messenger RNA, 3188 nt
Organism: Macrosteles quadrilineatus (aster leafhopper)
Lineage: Eukaryota; Metazoa; Arthropoda; Insecta; Hemiptera; Cicadellidae
Product: protein FAM219A
Exons: 5
Coding region: 87-629 (180 amino acids)
Source: RefSeq, a predicted model, not a curated record
GCUAAGCUCAAAGCUGUCAUUACUGUCAAAACAAAUGUCUUCUGCACAACGCAAUGUGUUAUGAGGUCAGUUAAUGUCAGUUACUCAUGACAACGUGCAAUCCGUGGAUUGAAAGAACUGACAUAAUGGACGACAGCGGGUUUGAUAGUGACCCCAAACAUCGUCAAAGUCAAGAAGACGACAGACUCUUCCAUGCUAGUGACAGUUCCAACAGUAGUACCAACCUAAACCAUCCUACUCCAAAGAAGAUGUCCCGGAAACAACUGCAUAAGAAACUAGAAAGAAGAAUUGAACAGGCAAAGAAACUACAAGCACAAAAUGAGAUGAAGAAAAGUCCUCAGCUAAUACCCAUCCAACGACUUCCGAUCCCUACCAGCAAGUCUCCGACAAGUCCUCGUGAAAACCAUCCACUAGUGGACUGGGAGACGGAUGAUAGCGAUGAAGACAUAAACUUCUUCCCGGUUUCACGCUUGAGAGAUGGCAAACAAGAACUGACCGACACUUUCAGUAUUGAAGACUUCGAAGUUACUCCAGAAGAAGACGAUCUUGACCUUUUACCUCCGAAGACGUUGGAUCGACGACUAUUUUGUUGUGGUCUUCCGUUCCAAUGGCACUGCAACAUCCUAUAAACUCUUUGUGAUCUAUUUGUUACCCUUUAUUCAUUGAAAUAUAAAUCUAGUCAAUUAUUGUAAUAAUUUAUAUUAUGUAAUAGUUUUCAUUGAAUGUAGAGAUUGGAUGGUGGCGUGUGUGAAUUUCAAAGCAGAUUUUUACAUGUGAUUUUGUUUAGUUAAAGAGCAGAUCAAUUUUUUAACUCUUAUAUUUAUACUACUGAAAUCCACCAGUUCUGUGGGUUGAUCUCAAUGUGCAAAUCUGUGAAAUGGAAACGUACUUUAAGAUAAACUUAAUAAUGUAAAUGUACUUACACAAUCUCAUAACAGUAUUGUAUCUGUGUUUUAAGAUUUUCCUGUACUUUUCUUGUCCGUUCAACACAGUGCCAUAUCAUUCAUAUGAGACUUCUCUAAAUAUGUUAAGUUUUUGUUGACAAUGUUGUAAAAGUAAAAUAUAUUUUUAUUUAAGACUGGGACCAAAUGGUUAUUUAUAGAGAUUGUACGAGUUACAACUGUUUGUGUGGUGUUACUUAUCAGGAAACUCGGUAACUGCAAUAAAUACAAACCUUAUAAGAAGCGUAAUGACAAUGUUAAAAAUUCUGUCUGGGAAUAUUUUUAUUUCGUGCGGGCUUUAGGUAACAAAGGCCCUACUAUCACGAGCACCCGGCCAAAUAAACUGACUGAGUGAGACAAAGAAUCGGCUUAGAGAGGGAGAGACAGAGUAUCGCGGUCGCCGCACGUGCACAUACUAGUGGCAGCCGCAUGAAGCUCAUUUCUGUGGCUAAGUUCGAUUCUGACUAUUCUCCAUAAGUAUAUUGCUUCUUAUAAGGUUUGUAUUCAUUGGUAACUUCACCUUCUUCUGUUACGUUUAAGAUAAAACAAAUAUAUUAUCUAUUAGCAUAAGAGGCUGUCCAUUUUUAAAUUUUAUUUGAGAUGGGUCCUGCAAGAAGCUUUGCAGUUAGUGGGAAGGAAAUUUUGUUCCUUAAGAAUUAGAUAUACUUUUUAAACCGCUUCUUUUAAUUUUUGAAAGAAAAAAUCUUUUCUCUACGGCAACAUAUUAUUUACCUUACCAAAUUGAACUAGCAAAUCUUGAUUGCGACUCCCUUGCCUAUUAAUAUAUUCUUAUAAUUAUAUUUUUCAUGUAAACUUGUAACUAUUGUUCACCGACAAUGUUCCUGCUGCUGUAUUUUUUUCCUUUAAGCAAUUUCUACAAAAUACUAUUAAAAUUGAAGCGUAAGGCCUAUUUGGUUAGCCUCUAUUUUAUUGAUUGAAAUCAAACAUACCUAUCGAAAUAAAGUGCCAAACACGGUUGCACUUGUUUAUAUGAACAAACCAAUUGUUUACACAGUAAUCCAGAGUAAAAAGAUUAAAUUUUAAUUCCAACAAGAAAUAUGGAAUAAUGACUAGCUAACUAAUCAUAGAUAAAUGUUAAGUUAUUAAUGCAUUAUUAUGCCUAUUGUUUAAUAAUGCAUAUAGUCAAAAGUGUACCUAUGCGUACUUUUAGUGUGUUAGUCCCCUUUAUUAGUCUAGAUGUAAUGGAAAUAGCUUUAGAUUUAACCUCAUAAACAAUUCCUAUUUAUUUAUUUUUUGUUUGUCAUGCUCUUAGAAAUUUGUUCUUCUUUUCUAUUCACGUAAUGAAAUAAAUGUCAUUGAUUUAAUCAAAAUUUAAGUAAUGACAGAAUCAGAAGUAUAUUUACAAAAGCCGGUCAUAAAUAAGCCAAGCAAGAAAGCUCUUUUGUCAAAACUUGUAAUGUAAAGUCUUAAUAAAUUAAGAAAACAUUUCAUGCCAUCUGCUGUUGUAGCUAAACCCCAAACCAUUACUGACUCAAAACAACUAACUGUUUUCAACAUGAGCUCUCCAGCAUAAUAUUUCAAAUCAAAAUGAGAUAUAAUCAAAUUCAAGAGGGUUCUACCAUAGACAAAAAGAAUUGAAUAUAGACUGUCAGCCGUGCUGCGGUUACCAUGGUUACCAUAGGUUCCGGCGCACACCGCUGUAGUUUACGUAGCGCGUAUGCCGUAACUACAUGGCGCUCCAAGCGGUGUGCGCCAGAACCUAUGGUAACCGCAGCACAGCUGACGGUCUAUAUUUAAUUCUUUUUGUCUAUGGUUCUACCCAGUCAAUUCAAGAUGGCGGCUACGGUACAAGCUCUAAAACUAAUUUGUUUCCAAUGAUUGUGUGCUUUUUGUGCUCUUAACAUACCAGAGCUUGCAAUGGAUGGGGAUAAAUUAAUGUUUAACUAUUGUUUAGAAGCUAAAACCACAUGGAAAAAAUACUAAUUUACAGAUUUUCUAAAUGAUUUUGUAAAAACUUGAAGAAACAAAUACUGCACAAAGUUUAAGUCCAUCCAGGGCAUAGUUUGGAUGUUUGUGAAUGUUUUACAGUUCAUUUAAUCUCGAUAAACACUUUAUUAAUGCCACAAGGUUUUUUUUGUAGGACCAUGUUUGCGUGGUAACCAGCCAGCGAGCUAGUGGGUGAAACCAUCUUUCACAAGUUAUCAAUUAAAAUGCUAAAGUUACCAGCUGAUUGUAAAGGAACUGUCAAAAACCACUAUGGGCCUUUUAUAUUUAUCAUAUUAAACA